This is a messenger RNA of Sorex fumeus (smoky shrew), 5670 nucleotides long. RefSeq names its product transmembrane protein 168 (gene TMEM168). The coding region runs from base 345 to 2438 and encodes 697 amino acids. NCBI's taxonomy places the organism in Eukaryota, Metazoa, Chordata, Mammalia, Eulipotyphla, Soricidae. The transcript has 5 exons. The record is from RefSeq and is a predicted model, not a curated record.
CCCCAGCGCCGAUCCGUACCGUCGCGGAGCCGGCGACAGCAACAUGGCGGCCGCGGCCGGGCCGGUAACGGAGAAAGUUUUCCACGAGACGGGCCUGUGCUGACCUCAGUGUGCGGCCUCGGGUCUCCGGUGCUGCCGGCCCGCGUCUCCCCCGACGGCGUGCCACCUCCCACCUUCCGAAUCUCGGGCCCCACCCCAGCGUUCCCGAGACCAAGUUUCCGCGGCAGAUCACUAUAAACAAAAAUUCUGCCUGUGAAAAUGUUGAAAUAGAAGCUACAAAUACGUUUUGUUUGUUGGAUGAAAUACAAGGAGUUAAUUUUUGGAAAGCCCCAAUUGUCAGAUACAUGUGUAGAUCACUGCGCUAUUGCUUUAGUCAUUGUCUCUAUUUAGCAAUGACAAGACUGGAAGAAGUAAACCGGGAAGUGAACAUGCAUUCUUCAGUGCGAUAUCUUGGCUAUUUAGCCAGGAUCAAUUUAUUGGUUGCCAUAUGCUUAGGUCUCUAUGUAAGAUGGGAAAAAACAGCAAACUCCUUAAUUUUGGUGAUUUUUAUUCUUGGCCUUUUUGUUCUUGGAAUUGCCAGCAUACUCUAUUAUUAUUUUUCAAUGGAAGCAGCAAGUUUAAGUCUGUCCAAUCUUUGGUUUGGAUUCCUACUUGGCCUACUGUGUUUUCUUGAUAAUUCAUCGUUUAAAAAUGAUGUGAAAGAAGAAUCAACCAAAUAUUUGCUUCUAACUUCCAUAGUUUUAAGGAUAUUAUGUGCUUUGGUGGAGAGAAUUUCUGGUUAUGUUCGUCACAAACCCACUUUAAUCACCACGGUUGAAUUUCUGGAACUUGUUGGAUUCGCCAUUGCCAGCACAACUAUGUUAGUGGAGAAAUCUUUGAGUAUCAUUUUACUUGUUGUAGCUUUGGCCAUGCUGCUUAUUGACCUGAGAAUGAAAUCUUUCCUAGCAAUCCCAAACUUAGUUAUUUUUGCAGUCUUAUUGUUUUUCUCCUCCUUAGACACCCCCCAGAAUCCCAUUGCUUUUGCAUGUUUUUUUAUUUACCUAAUAACUGAUCCAUUCCUUGACAUAUAUUUUAGUGGAUUGUCAGUAACUGAACGGUGGAAACCCUUUUUGUACCGUGGAAGAAUUUGCAGAAGACUUUCAGUUGUUUUCACUGGAAUGAUUGAACUUACAUUUUUCAUUCUUUCAGCAUUUAAACUUAGAGACACUCAUCUCUGGUAUUUUGUUAUACCAGGCUUUUCCAUUUUUGGGAUUUUCUGGAUGAUUUGCCAUAUUAUUUUUCUUUUAACUCUUUGGGGAUUCCAUACCAAAUUAAAUGACUGCCAUAAAGUAUUCUUUAUUCACAGGAUAGAUAACAAUAGCCUUGAUAGAAUCAUGGCAUCUAAAGGGAUGCGUCAUUUUUGCUUAAUUUCGGAACAGUUAGUUUUUUUCAGUCUUAUUGCAACAGCAAUUUUGGGAGCAGUUUCUUGGCAGCCAACAAAUGGAAUAUUCUUAAGUAUGUUUCUGAUUGUUUUGCCGUUGGAAUCCAUGGCUCAUGGGCUUUUCCGUGAAUUGGGUAACUGUUUAGGAGGAACGUCUGUUGGAUAUGCUAUUGUGAUUCCCACUAACUUUUGCAGUCCUGAUGGCCAGCCAACACUUCUUCCACCAGAGCAUGUACAAGAGUUAAAUUUGAGGUCUACUGGCAUGCUCAACGCUAUCCAAAGAUUUUUUGCUUUUCACAUGAUUGAAACUUACGGAUGUGAUUAUUCCACAAGUGGACUGUCUUUUGAUACUCUACAUUCAAAACUGAAAUCUUUCCUUGAACUUCGAACUGUGGAUGGACCUAGACAUGAUACCUAUAUUUUAUAUUACAGUGGGCACACCCAUGGUUCCGGUGAAUGGGCUCUUGCAGGUGGAGACGUACUACGCCUUGACACACUUUUAGAAUGGUGGAGAGAAAAGAAUGGUUCCUUCUGUUCCCGGCUUAUCAUUGUGUUGGAUGGUGAGAAUUCAACCCCAUGGGUGAAAGAAGUGAGAAAAGUCAAUGACCAGUAUAUUGCAGUACAAGGAGCAGAGAUGACAAAGACAGUAGAUAUUGAAGAAGCUGACCCACCACAGCUGGGAGACUUUACAAAAGACUGGGUGGAGUAUAACUGCAACUCCAGCAGUAACAUCUGCUGGACUGAGAAGGGGCGCACGGUGAAAGCGGUGUAUGGCGUGUCAAAAAGGUGGAGUGACUACACGCUGCAUCUGCCAACCGGAAGUGACGUGGCCAAGCACUGGAUGUUACACUUUCCUCGUAUUACGUACCCAGUGGUUCAUUUAGCAAAUUGGUUGUGCGGUCUGAACCUAUUUUGGAUCUGCAAAACUUGUUUUAGGUGCUUGAAAAGGUUAAAAAUGAGUUGGUUUCUUCCUACGGUGCUGGACACAGGACAGGGCUUCAAACUUGUCAAAUCUUGAUGUGAAAUCCAAAGUAGAGUAUUAUUGAGAAUUGAUACCAUCAGUUAUGACUAACUUGCCAUUUUUUGUAUAUUGUAUUGGGGGGCGGGGGGGGGGGCGUGGAAAUUACCUUGCUACUUCUGUAGCGACUUUCAGUGUCUUUCAAAUAAUUAUGGUAUAUGUAAGCGGUUGGGAAGAAAUGUUUUAUGCAAGAAGUGGGGAGUCAUAAAUACUGACUGUAAAUGCAUAACAUGUUAAAAAUAACAAUGCACUUUGAGAAAUGUUUUAUAUAUGCCUGAUUGGAAAGAAAACACAUGUCUGCACUGCAGUGGCCUGCAAAGAAUUACUAAUGCCUUAUUUUCUAGGCAUGAGAAUGUAGGCCAGUUUUUUUACUACUGGUAAGAAUUCUACCAAUUUGCUUAGAGAUCACUUUUCUACCAACAGUAGGUUUGAGUUCAAGGUGGUUUGAAGAAUUACAAAUGCUUUCUAGAAAUUGAACAUCUGCAUGAUAUAGAAGCAAAAUUUGCUUAUGUACAUCACAUUGAGAUGUCUGGUUGCACAGUAUUACAAUUUAGCAGAGAAACUCCAAUCACUCUCCAGAUCAAAACAUUCUUCAUAUGGUUAACUUGUAAAUGCAGGAGCCCAGGAAGUGCUUCUCAUGUAUUAUUGGAAGUGUCUAAAAGCACUGGUGAUUUUAAGACUCUUUCUCAGGGUAACAGUAUUUUCAUAAUGAACAAUAUUUCACCAACAAAUUCCUCCCAAGUAAAUUGUCUUCCCUUUCAAAUGUUACCUUACAAAAAGUUGGCAGUUUCUCACUAAUUUAUAAGACUUCUGCAUCCAGAUAUGAUUUUGAUCUUUGUAGAUGAAUGCUCUACCACAGAAAUUAUUUUUUAAUUCCCCAUUAAUAGCUUUUUUUCUACUACAUUUCAAAGAAUUGGAGAUAGGUCAUUUUAUUUUGCUUGUAACAUGUAUUAUGUAAAGAAGUGUUCAUAUAGACAAUUUUAACUAAUUUUAAUUUUAAGCAUAAUGGUGUAGUUCUAAUUUUUAAACUUAAUUCAGUGUUUCAUUUGAUUAAAGUGGGGACUUAGGGUAUCUCCCAAGAGGUAAUUUACCGUCUACACCCCUCUCCAAUAAUCCGUACAUUCUGGGCUUUCAUUUCUGGGAAAUAGCAAGAGAAAAAUAGAAUUAAAUUGGGAACUAUUCUGAUCUUCAUUGUUUAAAUGGUGUGACUUCCUACUAUUGAAGCCAUUUAUCCAGCCUCGGCAAGAGGAAAUAAUGCCUCUACCACUUUCUACCUGACAGUUUAAAAACUAAAGUUUCAGUUAGGAAGAAGUGACUUAGUGUCAGGGAAUUUAUAUACCACUAUCUAUGCAGCAUUGCUAUAGUCUAAUUAUUUCCAUGUUUUGAAUAUGAUUUACCUAAUGCUUUGAAUAAAAUUUUGUUUUAAAAUUGUUAUGUAUUGUGCAGAUAAUACUUGUAUACUUUAUUGUAUUAAAAAUUAUACUCAGGGCUGGAGAGUUAGUACAAUGGGUAGGGCACUUGCACAUGGCUAGCCUGGGUUCAGUACCCAGUACCCCAUAUAGUCCCGCAAGUACCCCCAUCUGUGAGCUCACAACUAGGUGUAAGCCCUGAGCACUGCCAGGUGUGGCCCAAAAACAAAGAUACUAAAAAAUACCCAACUCUCAUAAGAGUUCUUGGUUAGUAGCAGGUUGGGAUUUGGUUAUAUAAUGAUAUCAGCAUCAUUCAGUGAAGAAGUAUGGCGGUUUCUUUCUAUUAUGCUCUCCAGAAAUAGAAGAGGCCAGUUUUAAAAUUAUGGGCUCAUGUUUACAAACACACAAAAAAUUGCAAUGUUAUAAACAAAAUCAGUGUUACAGGGCCAGAGAGAUGACAAAGUGGGUAAGGCACUUGCCCUGCAGGUGACUGACCCAGUCAAUUCCUGGUACCAUAUUUGGCACCCCAAGCACUAUCAAGAGAUCUCUGAGCACAGAGACAGGAGUAAAUCCUAGCACAGCUGGGUGUGGUCCCCACCCCCCAACUUAUGCAAUAUAAUUGUUUUUUAAUAUCUGAGCCAAUAGUUAGUAAAUUUGCUUAAAGUGUGUCUUUUCAUGCUGAGAACGGCAAUAUAAUGGCAUGUUGUACAUUCUUUUAAAAAAAAAUUUGUAUUUAUUUUAUGCCUGAUUUAUUCUCAGGACUUAAGGUUUUGCUUCUUCCUAUGCAUUCUUUGAGGAUUAUCACGAUGGUACUAAAUAGUAAAUACUAAAAGGCCAUUUGCAGCCACAGAAUGAAUAUAGUGAUCAUUUUCUGUAAGAGUUCAACCAAGGCUCUGGGAGAUGGUGCAAAAGGACUAGAGCAUGUUUGUGGAUCAUCAGGUGUAGUUCCUGUUACCACAUCAUCUGUCACCAGAAAUGAGCACCACAGAGGGAGUAUCCCUUGAGCACCAUUGCAUGUUUUCCAAAACAAAAACACAGCCAAAGAGAGUGACAAGCCAAUUUGCCAAUGGUUUUAGAAAAUCCAUUUUGAUGAGCUAUCUGAGUAAAUAAAGAAUUAUAAUUACGUAUCAGAAAAUGGCAUCUGAAAAUUUUCAACUUCACUGAAGUGGUAAAAGGGGGAAGGAAUAUUAUAGGGAGAAAAAAUUGGUUACAUUUACCUAAAGGUUAAAAAUUAGAUUCAGCAAUUGACUUUUUAUACAUCUUUAUUUUGUAUGCAUGUAUUUAGGCAGGAGUUACUAGACAUAACAAAUUAUUUUAGGAAAAAACUUUAUCAUUCCAUAAAAAGAACCUGGAGAUAUUUUUUAGAACAUAAAAUACUGACUUAAUUUCACCCUUAUGUGAGACCUUGUUAAAACUCAAAAGCAUUUCACCCUAAAAAUAACUUUUAAGUGUAUGGUGUUGAGUGAUAAUUGAAGAAGCCAAAUUCUCUUCCCAGAACUUCAGUUAAACUGUUAUUUCAUUCAGACUUUUUAUUUUGUUUGUUUGCUUUUGUGCCAUACCUGGUGGUUCUAACAGCUAACUCCUGAAUUUGUGCUCAGGGGUCAUUGCUCUUGGGGCUCUGGAUACCAUAUAUGGUGCCAGGGAUCAACUGAACAAGCAAGACAAGUGCCUUACCCACCAUACUAUCACUCUGACCCUUCAUUCAAAACUGUUUGCUCUGAUUAAAUGUUUCCUCCUUGGGUUACUUAUAUUUAUCUUUACAUUGCCUUCUGUCUUGUACUUAAAUACAAAAUUCUCCAUAAAAGUUUAUUUUUUUUCCAGAA